AUGGAGCUUAUGGGGCUCGACGAUGUCGGUGAAUUCAGCAGUGCACACGCCUGGCACACGGGUGGCGACUCGUUCCAGGCGCGCUACGCGCCCGGCGCGCCCCGCUCGCCGGAGCGGCGGCGUCCAUCGCUUCCUAAUCCACUCGAAACGAGUAUCGAGUCUCUUUCGAGCGAGGGACUGCGCUCCAACGCGUCGCACACCCCGUCGACGCUCACGUCGCCCGCCGCACAAUGGUUGGGGUCACUCAACAGCAGCGUCGGCUCACCAGAGGACCCCGGGCAGGCGUCGAAUAGCAUGGUGCACCACCUGCGCCGCUCGGCUUCCAACAGGCCGCGCAUGCCACCGCGACGGCCCUCGCUGACGCCCAGCUUCACGGGCGCCUCGCUCGAUCGUAAGUCGUCGCUGGGGCGCUCCGGGCCCCCGCGGGCGGACGAGGAGGGGUACGUGUUUGGCAAAGAGACCAAGUACCGCGUGGGCCGCGCCAUUGGGUUUGGCGAGAGCUCGGUGGUACACCAGGGCUUUGUCGUUGAGUCCGACAAUGAAAGCGGUUCGGACGCGAGUAUGGAUGCCGAUCCCCUCCCGCACGUCGCCAUCAAGAUUGUGCGCCACCGGCAGUGCGAUGGAGAAGUGCCCCACCUCUCGGAGCUGAACGUGUGGUCCUCCUUGCCACGGCAUCCCCACCUCUUGGCCCUCACCCACUAUGAGCGCAUCAGCGAGCCGGCUUCAUCCGGCGGCGCGGGUCGUAUCCUCGACUACCUGGUGAUGGACUACAGUCCGUUUGGAAACCUCCUCGAGUUUUUGCGGCGCGAAGGUGCCAUUUCUGAGCGCGCAAUGCAGUCGUCGUACUCGCGUCACAUCCGUGGCACGCCGCUCGGCUCGGCAGACAUGCGCAACUCGCACUCGGAAACCUCGAGUUUCUCGGCGUCGGCGCGCGGUGCCUCGGGCGCCAUGUCCGGAUCGAUCAGCAGCAUCCUUGCAUCGUCCGCGUCGCCCAAGAUGGAUGCGGCCUCUUCGCUGCGCCCGCUGCGCUCCUUGUCGAGCCAGCGUCGCUCGCGGGGCGUCCCGAUCGACGUCGCACGCGACAUUCUGCGCCAGCUCGCCUCGGGACUGUACUGUCUGCACAAGGUUGCGUCGGUGGUCCACUGCGAUCUGAAGCUGGAAAACAUUCUUGCGUUCUUGCCCGAGGACAUUCAAGGGGAGGGCACGGGCUCGGCGCUAGCGUGGAAGAUUGCUGACUUUGGGCUUGCCGAGCAUGCCUCGAGCGAAGUCCCCGCCGAACUCCGUGGGCGCGGCGCGCCGUUGGGCGGCACGCUCGCCUACGCACCGCCCGAGGUGGUGCGCUACAUUGACCUGGACAUGAACAUACCCGAUAAUAUCCCAUCGCACGCGCCUCCUUCGCGCGAGGCAUUCCACACACCGUUUGCUCGCGACAUGUGGUCGCUGGGCUGUAUUCUCUAUGCCCUUCUCACCGGCAACCUCCCAUUUGUCGAUGGAUUGCACGUCCGGCUGCAACGCAAGAUUCUCGCGGGCGAGUACGAAAUGCCGGUGCGUUUGCUCACGGGCAAGGAGCGCGUCGCGCUCGACAUUGCGUCGGAUUUGCCGAGCGAGACACUCGGUUUCCGUGCGGACCCCGAACUGGACACGGACGAGUGCCGGCAACAGGCGCACCAGGUGCUCGUGAGCCUGUUGGAACCCGAUCCCCGCCUGCGCUGGGACAUUGAUGACUUGUGCCAAUCGGCAUGGCUUGAACUUUAUUAA
Molecule: messenger RNA, 1758 nt
Organism: Malassezia japonica
Lineage: Eukaryota; Fungi; Basidiomycota; Malasseziomycetes; Malasseziales; Malasseziaceae
Exons: 1
Coding region: 1-1758 (585 amino acids)
Biological process (GO): intracellular signal transduction; protein phosphorylation
Cellular component (GO): cytoplasm
Molecular function (GO): protein serine/threonine kinase activity; ATP binding
Source: RefSeq, a predicted model, not a curated record